Notothenia coriiceps (black rockcod) is the source of this 741-nucleotide messenger RNA. RefSeq names its product serine/threonine-protein kinase WNK4-like. Lineage: Eukaryota; Metazoa; Chordata; Actinopteri; Perciformes; Nototheniidae. Gene Ontology annotation, biological process: protein phosphorylation. The transcript has 6 exons. Gene Ontology annotation, molecular function: ATP binding; protein kinase activity. Bases 1 to 741 code for a protein of 246 amino acids. The record is from RefSeq and is a predicted model, not a curated record.
AUGGGAGAUAGAAAGGGGGAAGAAAGUACCAAGAAGAAGAAGAAGAAGAAGAAGGAAGAAGAAAAGAAGAAGAUAGACCUUGAUCGCAAACUAUCCAAGUCGGAGCGUCAGCGCUUCAAAGAGGAGGCCGGGAUGUUGAAGGGUCUCCAGCAUCCUAACAUUGUCCGCUUCUAUGACUCCUGGGAGGGCCCAUGCAAAGGAAAGAAAUGUAUUGUUCUGGUCACAGAGCUCAUGACAUCUGGCACACUUAAAACCUACCUGAAGCGCUUCAAGGUGAUGAAAAUCAAGGUCCUGCGUUCUUGGUGCCGACAGAUCCUCAAAGGCCUUCACUUCCUGCACACCAGAGCCCCGCCCAUCAUCCACAGGGACCUGAAGUGUGACAAUAUCUUUAUCACAGGGCCCACAGGCUCCGUGAAGAUUGGGGACCUGGGCUUAGCCACGCUGAAGAGGGCCUCCUUCGCCAAGAGUGUCAUAGGAACCCCAGAGUUUAUGGCUCCAGAGAUGUAUGAGGAGAAGUAUGAUGAGUCGGUAGAUGUCUACGCCUUUGGGAUGUGUAUGCUGGAGAUGGCUACAUCAGAGUACCCCUACUCUGAGUGUCAGAACGCGGCCCAGAUCUACAGACGGGUCACUAGUUGGCCUAGAUUUCCUCUGGUUAGACGAUACGAGGGAGAGGAACUGAUUGAGGCUCCUGCUCUGACGCCCUCAUCAGAGAGGUUAAGCAGAUACAUGCUACCCAUAUAG